Messenger RNA from Trichogramma pretiosum, 590 nucleotides. RefSeq names its product zinc finger protein 888-like. The record is from RefSeq and is a predicted model, not a curated record. The coding region runs from base 1 to 462 and encodes 153 amino acids. The transcript has 3 exons. NCBI's taxonomy places the organism in Eukaryota, Metazoa, Arthropoda, Insecta, Hymenoptera, Trichogrammatidae.
AUGAUUUCACAUGCAAAAAUUUUCAAAGAUUACUUAUGUGAAAAGUGCGCCAAGAGAUUUGGAAAUAAACGCAGUUUGCUAUUGCACAUAAAUACAGUCCACGAUGGUCACAAAGAUCACAUAUGCGACAAGUCUGAAAAGAAAGUCGAAAAAAAAUCGCAUUUGCUCAUGCACAUGAUAAAAGUCCACGAGCAUCGUAAAAAUUUUGCAUGUGACAAAUGUGAGAGGGUAUUUCAGAAUCAAAGCAAUUUGAAAAGGCACCAAAAGACAAUACACGAGGGUCGUAAAGAUUACCUAUGCGAAAAGUGCAACAAGAAAUUUGGAAAAAAAUCGGAUUUACUCAUGCAUAUUACGACAGUCCAUGAGCAUCGCAAAGAUUACGCAUGUCAUAAAUGCAAGAAGAAAUUUGGACAAAAGACACCACAAAACAGUCCACGAAGGUCGGAGAGAUUUUGCGUGUGACAAGUGCAAAAAAAAAUUUGGAUUAAAAACAGACUUGUUUCGGCACCAAAAGAUAAUCCACGAAGGUCGCAAUGAUUACGCAUGUAACAAAUGCGAAAAGAAAUUCGGACUUAAAUAUCAUUUGCGUU